AUGUCCUCAGAGUGGGCAUGGGGCAAGACUGGGGCAAGACUUCAACAGCCUCUGAGCACCCUCCUGAUUUCCAUGGUGUUAUUUUGUUUUAUCCACCAAAUGACAAUAAUGCUCUUUGUUUGUGAGGUUAUCAUCCCUUCAAUGGCUGAACUGGAUAAGGCCCUUCAUCAAAUCUAUAACUUCACCAGUGUUGUGAAUCUGUCUUGAGUGACCUGGCUCCACAUCCUCUACUACGUCAACAUCGUGCCCAACAAUGGACAGCUUUUUGUCUGGCUGAAGAGACACAUCGAGAACAUGGUGUACAUCAGUCUCGUUGUAGACAGGAUUGUGCUUCUUGUGACAGAGUUAGUUGGCUAUACUCGGCACUUUACAGAAGAUCAGCACAUUGCAGAAGAUCAACUCUUUAAUUAA
Coregonus sp. 'balchen' is the source of this 411-nucleotide messenger RNA. Lineage: Eukaryota; Metazoa; Chordata; Actinopteri; Salmoniformes; Salmonidae. The record is from the annotation of a GenBank genome assembly.